Molecule: messenger RNA, 210 nt
Organism: Podarcis lilfordi (Lilford's wall lizard)
Lineage: Eukaryota; Metazoa; Chordata; Lepidosauria; Squamata; Lacertidae
Source: the annotation of a GenBank genome assembly
AUGGAGCUGCCGGCGACUGACCUCAGGAAGGGCAGUUGUGGCAGCAGGGGCUCAGAGGCUCCUCGGGAGAGACGCCCGCCGGUGUCUGUGGCGGCGCUGCUCCCCGCCAAAGGAAGCGAGGAGCGCCUGGGCGGCUGCACUCAUAAACAGUUCUGCGUUCUGGUGGGGAGGCCACUUGUUAGCUACACAGUGAGAGCCAUGGAAAGGUAA